AUGGGACACAAUCGACACAGACAGAGCACUGCUACUGUUCGAAGUAAGGACGCCUCUCAACAAGAGGGAAAAGUAGCUACACCGCGACGAAAGGCAUGGAGUCGUCCGAGCACUCGCCCUGUGCGAAAAGAUAGUGGUGCGAAGGAUCAAGGGAGAGAGUCGGCGAAGAAAGCACACACCAGCCACACGCAUGAACGAAGAGGAGAGGAUCGACCGUCCGUGGAUGAAAGACCAUCCGUAGCGGUACCGAAACAAGCUCCUCAGCAAGCACCUACUAAGCCGGAACAAGAUACCCAUCGAACGUCAACGCCGACAGUAACGAAAUCGAAACGAGCUUCGCCUUCUCAGGCUCCUAAACACAGGGAAUCAUAUGCAUCUACUACUUCGAGCCACCGUGAAUCAACUAUCCCAUAUUCAAGUCCCCUUGCUGGCAGAGAAGACUCUGUAUCGUCGUCAACUAUCUCUUCGUCGGGCAGUGAAUCGCCCAAGAACUGGUAUAGUAACAAUAGUAAUACGACUUCGCCGAUUCGCUACAAAAUAUCUCCAACCCCAAUAACGUACAAAAUGUCCCCAGUAACGUACCCGUCGUUCACCUACACCACAGAGCCUGUUAAUAUGUAUCCACGAAUACAAGAAAGAGUUCGGAAGACGAACAAGAAUCCGACAGUGAAAUGCCAGAGCAAUUGA
This is a messenger RNA of Fomitiporia mediterranea MF3/22, 687 nucleotides long. RefSeq lists its product as uncharacterized. NCBI's taxonomy places the organism in Eukaryota, Fungi, Basidiomycota, Agaricomycetes, Hymenochaetales, Hymenochaetaceae. The record is from RefSeq and is a predicted model, not a curated record. Bases 1 to 687 code for a protein of 228 amino acids. The transcript has 5 exons.